UAGCACAUAAACUUGUGUUUUUGAAAAAUAAAAGAAUGUGGUUAGACCAAUGAAAUUGAUUGUUGCGAUCGCUUUUCGGACGAUUUUUCGUUUUUACGCAGUUUAUAGACAAUAAUUUUAUUGAUUGGAAUUUAUUAUCUACAUAGUCAUAAAGCUGGCCCCGAGUAAAGUUUGGUUUCCAACACCUCACCUCACAAUGACCUGAAAAAAUCUUCAAUAUGAUGGACACACAAGAACUUGAAAAGAAUAUAAGGAAUAUGUUUCCUGCACGCCUUGUUCACAAAAGUGACUACUCAGAAAAUAUUGCUGUGAAGACAUUGCCUCUUAUUGGCCGUGUACAUUUUGUAAAAGACACAAAUGGGAUUAUGCAAGUAUCUUUAAUAUUUGCCUACUGGGUGUAUGGGACUUUCAGUACACUCUUCAUCAUUCUUCUACCACAAUACCAUGAUGGGCGCGUACCAGCAUUCAUAAUCUAUAGUUUCAUGGCUGUGAGUGUCAUGUGUCUGCUGUCCCUAAUCAAGGCAUCCAUCACCAAUCCUGGUAGAGUUCCACUGCUGAAUGAAGAUCAAAACAGCAUAGAUACCUCAAACUGGGUUUUUUGCCAGUUAUGUAAUCGCAAACGUCCUCCUCGUGCCCAUCAUUGUCGUCGCUGCCACCAGUGUGUACUACGCAUGGAUCAUCAUUGCCCAUGGAUCAAUAACUGUGUAGGGGAAGAGAAUCACUUUGCCUUCAUGUUGUUGCUGUUGUACGCUAUGUUACUGAGCACUUAUGCCCUCAUUCUUACAUUCUUCCAUUUUUGGAUAUGGCCCAAGUGCUCUAGCUGUGAUAAGGAGGCAUUUCACAUCAAACACAGCAUCUGGUUUAUGUACCUUCUGGUUGUCAUGGCAUUGAAUAUGGCAUUGGUUAUGACAGCUCAGUUUUCUAUACAAAGCUUCAACCUUUUUAAUGAUAGAACAACCUUAGAAAAUAUGCAAAAUGCUCCACAUAAUAUGAACCGGCAGAGACACUGGUAUAUGGCCUACAAGGAGCUGUGCGGCAGGUCGCACAUUCUGUGCUGGUUCUGGCCGUGUCGCAGACGAGUUUCUCACCUGACCCGCCCUGGCGCCUCACCUGUGUGACGUACGCACCCUCGUGUGUCUCGCGCUGUCGACUCCACUUGUCGAGUACCAUGCUGGCAUGUUUGCGACCGAGUUUUGGCAACUUGAUCUGGGUAGCAUGCAUUUUAGCACAGAAUUAGCUGCACUCUUAAAUGCAAAUGCACACAUUACGCACAGACACAUACGCACCCUUCCACGUAGACACGGUCUCACAAACCACAAACCCUCUCAAGUAGUUUUCGCUUUACCGCGUUAUACAUCGUUAGAUAUUUUGUCUCUCGGUCUGUCGUUGUAUAUUUAAAGAGACGUUUUUAUAUAAGUAGUUUUGCGCUUUUAUGCAAGAAAGAAUUUUCUAUGUUCUUACAAUGUGGUUAUAUUGUUUUAUUCACUAUUGAUUAGUCAGCCUUUUAGAUGUGGGGCGUCAUUAUCAGUUUCUUGAGGAUGCCACAGCCAUACAUGUUUACCUCCUUCAACCUACCUAUCGAUCAAUCUGCCCAGGUUCACUGUUCAAAUGUAUAUGAACCGGGUGUCGAUUUUUUUUUAAACAAUCGGGUUUGGAAAGCAAAUAGUUUAAGGUCUCAGACCGGCCAGUUGACCAGCAAUUUUGUCCGGCUAUGAAAGACACGGGACCUGCAAUCAAGUGAACAUCCAGGGCAUGUCGUUUGACCAGCUAGUCUAAGAGCUGCUACUUUGAAUGUUAUCAGUUCAACUAACAAUUCGUCCUUCGACCAGCCUCAACCCAAAAGGUGGGACAUUGUGUUUCAGAUCAAAAGGUCUCUGAGUGACUUGAUUGGCUUAUAUGUUCCAGACCUUUGAAGAACUAUUUACUUGCCUUUAUGUUUGUGAUUACUGCUCAGAGCGAUUGAAUUCAUUUUCAUAUUUACAUGUCAUAGUAACAUUAUGCAAUACACAUACCUAAUAUUAAUUCAGGGGGUUUUCAGGCAACUACAUCAAUGUGAUAACAAAUGUGAUUUCAUCAGUAUAAUUCCUUCAUUUUUUAAAAAUAAGUUUUAACUGGUGUAACUGAAUUUUCUCUUUAAAAUCUACUGUGUGUGUGUGUGCGUGAGUGAGAGAGAGAGAAAUAGUGUUUGAUAAAAAUGGUAACGAUGACUCCACGACUAAACCUUAUCAAGCAAUUGCUUCUCCAUUUGCGAGCUUGUUAGCAUUACUUUAUGUGCUUUUAACAUGUAAACAUAAACAUAGAGAUGAAUGUAUAUAAUGGCAUCCUUUAUAAUGUAACUUUGUUGCAGCAGUAUAGAUUAGGAUACUUUUUUUACAAAUGAAGUAAAAACAAAACAUGA
This is a messenger RNA of Pomacea canaliculata, 2398 nucleotides long. RefSeq names its product probable palmitoyltransferase ZDHHC21. Gene Ontology annotation, molecular function: protein-cysteine S-palmitoyltransferase activity. Lineage: Eukaryota; Metazoa; Mollusca; Gastropoda; Architaenioglossa; Ampullariidae. Gene Ontology annotation, biological process: protein targeting to membrane; peptidyl-L-cysteine S-palmitoylation. Gene Ontology annotation, cellular component: endoplasmic reticulum; Golgi apparatus. The transcript has 8 exons. The record is from RefSeq and is a predicted model, not a curated record. The coding region runs from base 219 to 1118 and encodes 299 amino acids.